AUGGAUUUGGAAUCUUCGUAUCCACAGCAAUCAACGAGACUAGGCGGCCCAUUAUUGUCGCAUGUCUCCGAACGUACAUUUGACGUUCCCAUGCCCAGUCAACCGAGGGAAAAAGAAGUUCAUACGUUAUUCAAUGUAACGACACCUGCGCAUUUCCACGAGUCCGGAUCAGCUACCCCAUAUCCCGUGGACUUGAUUUCACGUCCUCGAAAGCGUGGGCGACCGCUGGGAAGCAAGAGUAAAUCCAGAGCAGUGGGAGAAGACACAGAUUCUUCUGCUCAUCGCCGCCCCGUAGGCAGGCCGAAAGGUUCUGGCACAAAAGCACAACAAACACCUGUUGUAAAGAAAGCUGUUGGGCGGCCACGGAAAAGUAAGCCUCAGAUUUCAAUAGAAUUCGGCCGUGUGACCAUUCCAGGCACUUUUCAGCCUUCACGCCCGCCAUCGGGACUUCCUUUUCCUCUUCAUCGAGGAAAUUCAAUGCCAAAUUUGUCCGGUGGAUCACCUCUCGUAUCGGUGGACCCAUCAACUCGCCAAACACUCCCCAACCCUCUUUUCGCUCAAAAUCCUGUGCUACCAAAUGUCUCCGAACCCACAUCGUUGUCAACAAUUGAAAUUAUUCCGGAUGAAGAUCCCCAGAGACCGGUUGAACUAGCCGAUGAAGACCAGGACGAAGAUGAAGAAACUGGAAUGUCGGGCGAGGGAAUUGGUGUAGAUGUUGGGUUUGAGGAGAAUCAGGAUGAAAAGGGUGAUGAGCUGGAUCCAGUUGAUGAGAAUGUUGAGGACAGUGAGUACCAAGAAAAUACAGGUAGGCGCAUCCGUCAUGCGCGUCCUGUUUGGCUUCUCGAGGCUUUCGAAGCCAAAGUUUUGGAAUCUGCGCCCGAAAAACGAGACAAGCAUGGCCUUCCCCCCUUGUAUUCCAAAAACUACCAGCAAUAUAUUUCAUUCUUCAACGCAACAAACCGUCUCCCCAUGAGCUGUGGGAUAUCCGCUUUUAUUUGUGGGACCCUCAAGCAUUAUUCAAACGCAUUCCCUGUCCAAUUUGCAAGUCAACACUACAACGUCACGCAAAUAUAUCAUAUCCUCGCCGAUGCAUUGAUAUUGAUUCCGAAUUCUAUCUUAUUGGAUAUCGCUAUCGUUGCAGUGUCUGCACUCAUCCAAAGUCUGGAAAGCACACUGUGA
This is a messenger RNA of Psilocybe cubensis, 1179 nucleotides long. RefSeq lists its product as uncharacterized. Lineage: Eukaryota; Fungi; Basidiomycota; Agaricomycetes; Agaricales; Agrocybaceae. The record is from RefSeq and is a predicted model, not a curated record. Bases 1 to 1179 code for a protein of 392 amino acids. Gene Ontology annotation, molecular function: DNA binding. The transcript has 5 exons.